This is a messenger RNA of Prunus avium (sweet cherry), 1719 nucleotides long. Its product is annotated as pfkB-like carbohydrate kinase family protein. The record is from RefSeq and is a predicted model, not a curated record. Gene Ontology annotation, cellular component: chloroplast stroma; cytosol. NCBI's taxonomy places the organism in Eukaryota, Viridiplantae, Streptophyta, Magnoliopsida, Rosales, Rosaceae. Gene Ontology annotation, molecular function: fructokinase activity. Gene Ontology annotation, biological process: fructose metabolic process.
UAGAGGCCAAGAACAAAGCUUAAUCGGCAGUCCAAAAUGCAGCAAUGGCAAGGCGACAAACAUUAAGCUACUACACUCUCGCUUUGUUCUCUUCGCUGCCUCUUCACCCCUGUCUCUAUCGUCCACACCCAUAAUACUAUUUUCAGAUGAUUUAGUGUAUUAAUUAACUGUCUUAGGCUGAAACCAAAACUUAAUUAAUUAAAAGCCUUGGGCUCCGCCAUUUUUCUUCGGAGAAAUUCAUUUCACAAGAGCUUCCAAGUAAAAGCACUUUUGGGAUCAUCAACGACUUUGAAUACUGUUCUGGGUCUGCGCUUAUUUUGAUGGCUCUUCAUUCAACUGCUUUCUGCUUCAGUGGCGUGGUUUCUUUGCCUCGCAAUUCGGUGUGUUUUAGUCAAAGGACAGUCAGAGCCUCGGCAUUUUCUUGUCCACCUCUCAGUUCCAUUUCCAGAUCGAAUGUCCAAGGAAAAGCAUUUGCAGGAGAUGCACUACUAGACACAAAGGAAUCCUCCCUUGUGGUUUGUUUUGGGGAAAUGCUUAUUGAUUUUGUCCCAACCACUAGUGGACUUUCAUUGGCUGAAGCACCUGCAUUUAAAAAAGCUGCUGGAGGAGCCCCUGCUAAUGUUGCAGUUGGCAUAGCUCGUCUUGGUGGCUCAUCAGCUUUUAUAGGGAAGGUUGGGGAAGAUGAAUUUGGGUACAUGCUUGCUGAUAUACUAAAGGAAAAUAAUGUGAACAGUGAAGGGAUGCGUUUUGAUCCUGGUGCACGAACUGCUUUAGCAUUUGUUACAUUGAGGAGUGAUGGGGAACGUGAGUUCAUGUUUUAUCGUAAUCCUAGUGCUGAUAUGUUGCUUCAAGAAGCUGAACUUGAUUUUGAUUUAAUUAGGAAGGCAAAAAUUUUACAUUAUGGUUCUAUAAGUCUAAUCACGGAACCAUGCAAGUCUGCUCAUAUUGCAGCAGCUAAAGCUGCAAAGGACGCUGGUGUAGUUUUGUCCUAUGAUCCUAACCUCAGGCUUCCAUUGUGGCCUUCUGCAAAGAGUGCCAGAGAAGGAAUUUUGAGCAUAUGGGAGACUGCUGAUGUUAUCAAGAUAAGUGAAGAGGAGAUUUCUUUUCUAACGGAAGGAGAAGAUCCUUAUGACGAAAAUGUUGUUCGAAAAUUGUACCAUCCAAAUCUUAAAUUACUGCUGGUCACUGAGGGCCCUGAUGGCUGCAGGUAUUACACCAAGGAGUUCAGUGGAAGAGUCAAGGGUAUGAAGGUAGAUGCAGUGGACACCACUGGUGCUGGGGAUGCAUUUGUAGCUGGAAUACUAUCACAACUAGCUGUUGAUCUCUCUUUGCUUCAGGAAGAGGGCAAACUGAGAGAUGCUCUUCUGUUUGCUAAUGCUUGUGGUGCAUUGACUGUGACGGAGAGAGGUGCUAUUCCGGCUUUGCCGACUAGAGAAGCUGUGCUGAAUGUCAUGCUCAAAUCUGUAGCAUAAGUUCUUGAAGUAAAUAUGUAACUACCUCCGAGGUUCCUGCCUAUAUAUUAGAAUGGUGACAACACUGAGCCCAUUUGAAAAUUUUCCAAUUUAUGGUUGUAGUCAGCUCAUGCUGCUGUGAGAUAUAACUCAGCCAUUUUAGCACAAUUAAGAUUUGAUUGUAACACAUCAUGUCACCAUCAUCCAAUAAACAUUCAUGCUGAGAUACAGCACUAAUAAUAAUUUUCAGCCAGCUUUUUCUUGCAAA